Molecule: messenger RNA, 6726 nt
Organism: Mercenaria mercenaria
Lineage: Eukaryota; Metazoa; Mollusca; Bivalvia; Venerida; Veneridae
Exons: 14
Coding region: 835-4881 (1348 amino acids)
Biological process (GO): negative regulation of gene expression
Cellular component (GO): cytoplasm; nucleus
Molecular function (GO): NAD+ poly-ADP-ribosyltransferase activity; transcription corepressor activity
Source: RefSeq, a predicted model, not a curated record
GACAAACAACCUGGCAGUGAACAUUCAAUGUUUGGUAUUACAUGUUUACGGUUCAAAUAGAUAAAUAUUUCAUAGAAACCAAAUAUUAAUCCUUCUGUGACGUUAUGUUAAUUACAUAAAUGAACUAUACCUUAGAUACCAAUCGUCUGUCACUCUGUGACGUUAUGUUUUUAUUUCAUUUUUGUGCGUCACUGAAUCGUCAUGACGUCAUUUCGAGCUACGGAUGUUAGUUUCCUGCGCCUUGUUUUAAUACGCUUCUGUACGAAAGAGUGCUACAGAUAAAGUAUUUUGUUUGACUUUAUUUAAAAUAUUAUUCAUAAAAUCUGGCAUGCAAGAAAAAUAGUCUACCACUGUUUGUAGAUGCAACCAGUUACCACAAAAAGUAGCCCUCGAACCAGAUAAUCUUAUCUGCAGCCAGAUCGUAGUAAUAUGUCACUGUGUGACGUUAUGUUAUGUCAGAUAGAUGAAUAUACCAAAGAUUCCAAUCACAUGUCACCUUUUGACGUUGAGUUAUUUCACAUUGAUGAACAUAUAUCAUUUGUCACCCCAUGACGCUGUGUUAUUUCGCAUAGGUGGAUAUACCCUAUAUACCAGUUAUUCGGGAAUGACUCAGACAUUAUGAAGCGUACCACUUCAGUUGAAUAUAAAAACUCUUUUAACAAGGAAAUUGCUAUAUCUUUCGGUUUCUCAUCUUAAUGUUAACUCACGAUAGAGCAUUUUAUUAUUUACCGGUUUACUAUCAUUAUGGAGAAACUAUUAUAUCGGUAAUCGUGUUAUUAUACCAAUUUGACGUAUAACGAAAUUCGCGAAGUUUUUCUGUUUAUCUGAUAUAUAAUGGAAACUGCCGUAAACGAUGGAACAAGGCAAGAAAGCACCCAAGAUCUUGGCGCUGCGAAAAAAAACUCCAAACUUCAGAUACUGCAAGAUGUACAGCCGACACAAUUCCAGAAUUAUUUCGAAACAAGUACUGAUAUAGACACAAAACAAGACAUUGCCGGAGAAGUACGUAUGAAGCCAAACAUGCAUUGUGACACCAGACAGUCAGUUUCAUUAUUAUCUGGGAACAAACGGCAGCUGAAAGUUUUUGACAGUAACGUGCAAUCUAAACAGACUGUUGCUGCGAUCAAGCCAGUUGUAAGAACAGAAAGUGUUGAUAGGGAAAACCAAAACAAUAUGGAAGACGGACAGCCAUCUUCAGAGCGGCGCAAUAUAAGACAUUGCGACCGGGAGUUUAAAGAUGAAAUAGCAUUGCCUUGUAUCAAGAUUGACCUGCUUGUACUGGGUAGAUUUAACGCCAAACACGAAACAGAAAACACACAAAUAUCUUAUAACAGAAAUGAAAAGAAAGUCAUUUUCAAGACAAGGUCUUUUGACGAACUGAAAGUACUCAAGCUUAAAAUGUACGAGUGUCUAGACAGAGUCGUGUCUGACGUAAAGACAUUGACUGAACAACGUUAUCAACUCCUUUGUCGUCCCAACUGUCUAGGAAACAUACAAUCAAAGAGUGAAGAACUGGAAAAUAUAAGGGUGUUAUAUCAAUGUGACAAAAACAGAAAAGCUAUUAGAUGUUUUGCAUUCACUGAAAGAGAGGCUCGUAAAGGUAUUCAACUUCUCGAAGAAGAGAUUACACAAUUAAAGAUACAUAUAAAGCCUUCCCAACUCCAGUGCCUUAGUAACACUACCUGGAUAUCUUUAAAGAAGUAUUUAGACGUUGACUUGACGAGCGUGUUUGUAGCUGAAAAUGGGGAGACCAUUGUGGUUGAGGGUCUGAUAGAACAGGAGGCGACAACAGCAUAUCAUGUCAUUAUUCGAUACCUGAAAGACAACAUGAAAGUCAAACAAGUUUCAACCAUUUUGGAGUCAUCAAAAGCCAGAUGUUUUCAAACACGAUUUGAGAACAAAUUACGCCACAAAAUGCAAAUGAAAGGGGGAAAACUUGACGUUGUUACAUUGUCAGAAGGUCCUUUGAAACUGCAAGUUUCGGUGGAAGAAGAAUCUAUCGCCGACGAAUUAAACCAAGUUGUUGCUCUAAUUUGGCAGGAAAACAUUGAUAUAAGGAGCAUUUCAUCUCAAGCCGACGAUGUCUGGCUUCUAACGAAGGGGCUCGAAAGUCUUACAGGGAAAGAAUUUGUGUCAAGAUUCGAACAAACACACGCGUGCUUUGUGGAUGUGUCUGUUGUUGAAGAGAAUUUAGGCUGGAAUUCAUGCGGUACUAUUGAUGAUUUUAAUGAUUAUGACGAACAAGUCUUUCAAGAUGACACCUUCACUUUGUCUGAUGUCACAUGCAAUACACAUAUACCUGAGAAAUUCAAAUAUUCUGAGAGAGUUAAUAACCGCAGUAGAGGAAAAUCCGAAGGAGCGAAAUUUCGACACUAUCAAGCCGGAAUGAGCGAGGAGGAAGCCCUACAGAUGGCGCUUGAGCAGUCAGUUCAGAGUGCAAAUAUGGAAGAAUGCGAUAUAAAAGACACUGGAAACGUCCGGCCUGACUGGAAUACCAGCGUUGAAAACAAUACAGCGAUGUUACAGCCAGGUUUUCGUGCUGUUUACACCUUUAAAUAUGGAGAAGUAGAUAACCGCAGUGUAUAUUUGAAUGAAUGUACUCCUGCGUGUGAAACCAAACCAUCGACAAGUACUUGUAAUGCGGCACCGCAAACCAGAAGUCAAGAAUGCCUAGAUAAAACGCCAGAUAAUUUCAAAUCCGAACGAAUGUCGAGAAAUCUUUACAUGUUCAGAACGAAGGUUCAGCUCAUUCAAGGUCAAAUUAUACAACAGCAGGCAGAUGCAUUGGUAAACGUGAUGAGUUGGACAGAGAGCUCUUUUGAUGGUUCUAUUCCUAAAUCAUUUUUGGACGCAGGCGGUGAAAUGUUGUUGCAGAUGUAUGAAUGUGUCGAGUCUACAUCCACAGGCGCUGUUGUAGUAACAUGUUCAUCAGGACAACUUCAGCAUAAAUGUUCAACAAUAUUCCAUGUAAAAUUGAAGAAUGAUAUCCCUUAUAAAAAGAUGGUAUGUCAGGCAGUUUCCGAAAUUUUUGAUGAAUGUGGAAACUGGGAUUGUAAAUCUGUAGCCAUGCCACCGAUUGGUGUCGAUAAGGUGUGCAGAUACCCUCCAGCUGAUGUCGCUGAAACAAUGCUAACAGAGAUAGGUCAACAACUGCAAGUUGGAAACAGUAAAAUAAAGACCAUUUUGCUGGUGGUGAAUGAUGACGCAACGUACAUGGUAUUUGACGAAGUUAUCCAAACAUACAAGCAAUCGUCUGUGUACGACAAUCAACAAGCGUUUCAGCAAAACUCAAAAGAUAUUACAUCAAAGAGAAAAGAGAAAUCUUCUGGUUCCCAAUUCAGCGAUUAUAUAUCAGUCUCAAACACUUUUCCUGACCGGACAGUUUUGUUGAAACAUAAAUCGACCAAUGUAUCAUCGAAAGGCAGGACAUGUGAUAACAGAUCUAAUACUAGAAGGACUGGUUCCAAGGCACGUGAUUCCAAGGCACAUGAUAGAAGAUCGGGCAAUGCAGUCAGGCAUAAUAUUCACCACAAGGGAAAGAAAAGACAUGACACAGCCAGAAGGUUGAAACAACUUUCCGAAGAAACUAAUGUCCUGGACAUGUCAGGAGUGUGUAAUAGGGACGCUGAAGAUGUCGAUGACCCAACACCUUGCUUGAACGUAACCAUUACUGCUGAAAACAAGGAUAUCUGUAUGAAAGCAAGAGAAGCGUUUGAAAACAGAGUAAAAGAGGAAUUUCUCCAUGAAGAAAUAGUUGAAAAGAAACAUAAUUUAAGUGACAAGGCAAAACAUGUCAUUGGGGAGAUUGUAACAACAAACGACAUAAAAUCCAUAGAAGGGAAAGACUAUUACAUAUUGAGAGGACAUGAAGGAAUGGUAAGAAAAGCGUGUACAGAAAUUCGAAAAAUAGUUAUAGAGGAGAAUAGUAGUAUGCUCGGGGGAAAGACAAGACAUAGCGGCAUACAAAGAGACACACAUGAAUACAUUGAAGCCAUGAUGGAUUAUGAACCAGAAGUACCAAAAUAUUGGAUGAAUUACAAACAGGGAAAAUCGUUAUCGUCGUUACUUGUUUCAGCGAAACAUUUUGUAACUAGAAGUAAGUUCGAGUUAGUCGAGCUAGGACCCGGCAGACACGCAUUUUCUUCUAUUAUUAAAAUGAUAAAUGCAACAUUUGAUCCCAGUUUAGUGGGACAAGGUAAAGAUGCAGAGGGGCUCGAUGGAUUUGAGUACAAGAAACUGUUUGUAUUGAAAAUUGAAAGGGUAGAAAACCUUGAUUUGUAUGAGGUGUUCUCGAGAAAGCGUCAGACAUUUUAUCGCCGGCUGUACAAAUCCGGAGACCUGAGGUUUCCAAAAAUAGAAGAUAUGCCGAAAUGCUCUGGUAGCAUAGCAAUUUCCAGUUAUGUACAUCCUGCUUUGGAUCAAGAUGUACACUCCGAGAUAAACGAAUUCCUGCUUUUUCAUGGCACCAAGGAAGAAAAUGUGAUAACUAUUUGCAAUGAUGGCCUUGAUCCAAGAAUUAGCAAUGGGGACUCUAUGUUUGGGCCAGGUAUAUAUGCAGCUGAAAGUGCGACAAAAGCUGACCAAUAUGCAGAUGAUAAAGGACGGCGCUCAGCAGGAAAGGGUAACACCAAAAAGAUGUUCCUCAUACGUAUGGUUCUAGGUAACAGUCACAUCUGCACUAAGAAAAAUCCAAACAAAUUUCGGAGACCACCAUGUACAACGUGCAUCAAGGAUGACUGCAAGAAUGCAGGACAUGCUGGGAAAUUUGGACAUGCCUACGAUUCUGUAGUGGGUGACAACAAGAAGCUGUUCCGAGAAUUUAUCGUUUAUGACAGCAGUUUAUGUUACCCGGAAUACUUGAUAACGUAUGAGAGACGUUAAAGUGACUCGUUCAAACUAUUUGGGUACAAAUGCUAUCGUUUAAAACUGGUUUUAUGCAUAAUUGUCAGUUUUUGCUUCUCAGUGUCACAUGACCUUUCUAUACCGAUUCUGGGUAAAAAUAGAGCGUCCUCCUUUUUACACAGAAUCGGUAUAGAAAGGUCAUGUGUAAGGUCUGUGUAAAAAGGAGGAUGCUCUAUUUUUACCCAAAUUGUUAAAAAGAAGCUUUAACCAUGAUAGUAAUCUUGACAGGAACUGUGGAAAAAAUAACUUUAACCUUGAGAGUGAUGGAAGAACUGCUAAAGAUUAGCUCUAACAAGAGUGUGAGAGGAACAAUUAAAGAGAAAAAAGCCUUAACCUUGAGAGUGGGAGAGAAAGUGUUAAAAGAGUAUUCUUUAACCUUGAGAGAGUAGUAGUGAAACUGUUAAAGAAUAGCUUUUACCUUGAAAGUGGGAGAAAAACUAUUAAAGCUAAGCUUUAACCUUAGCUUAAGCCUUGAAAGUGAAAGAGACACUUUAACAUUGGGAGUGGGAGAUAAACUGUUAAAAAGAAACUUUCAUCUUGAGAGUGAAAGAGAGACUGUUAAACAGUAGCUUUAAUAAUCUACAGAGUUAGAGAGAAACUGAUAAAGAGAAUCUUAAACCUUUUGUGAAUGAUGGAUAAAUUGUAAUAGAGAAACAUUAAUCUUGAGAGCGAAAGAGAGACUGUUAAACAGUAGCUUUAAUAAUGUACAGAGUUAGAGAGAAACUGAUAAAGAGAAUCUUAAACCUUUUGUGAAUGAUGGAUAAAUUGUAAUAGAGAAACAUUAAUCUUGAGAGCGAAAGAGAGACUGUUAAACAGUAGCUUUAAUAAUGUACAGAGUUAGAGAGAAACUGAUAAAGAGAAUCUUAAACCUUUUGUGAAUGAUGGAUAAAUUGUAAUAGAGAAACAUUAAUCUUGAGAGCGAAAGAGAGACUGUUAAACAGUAGCUUUAAUAAUGUACAGAGUUAGAGAGAAACUGAUAAAGAGAAUCUUAAACCUUUUGUGAAUGAUGGAUAAAUUGUAAUAGAGAAACAUUAAUCUUGAGAGCGAAAGAGAGACUGUUAAACAGUAGCUUUAAUAAUGUACAGAGUUAGAGAGAAACUGAUAAAGAGAAUCUUAAACCUUUUGUGAAUGAUGGAUAAAUUGUAAUAGAGAAACAUUAAUCUUGAGAGCGAAAGAGAGACUGUUAAACAGUAGCUUUAAUAAUGUACAGAGUUAGAGAGAAACUGAUAAAGAGAAUCUUAAACCUUUUGUGAAUGAUGGAUAAAUUGUAAUAGAGAAACAUUAAUCUUGAGAGCGAAAGAGAGACUGUUAAACAGUAGCUUUAAUAAUGUACAGAGUUAGAGAGAAACUGAUAAAGAGAAUCUUAAACCUUUUGUGAAUGAUGGAUAAAUUGUAAUAGAGAAACAUUAAUCUUGAGAGCGAAAGAGAGACUGUUAAACAGUAGCUUUAAUAAUGUACAGAGUUAGAGAGAAACUGAUAAAGAGAAUCUUAAACCUUUUGUGAAUGAUGGAUAAAUUGUAAUAGAGAAACAUUAAUCUUGAGAGCGAAAGAGAGACUGUUAAACAGUAGCUUUAAUAAUGUACAGAGUUAGAGAGAAACUGAUAAAGAGAAUCUUAAACCUUUUGUGAAUGAUGGAUAAAUUGUAAUAGAGAAACAUUAAUCUUGAGAGCGAAAGAGAGACUGUUAAACAGUAGCUUUAAUAAUGUACAGAGUUAGAGAGAAACUGAUAAAGAGAAUCUUAAACCUUUUGUGAAUGAUGGAUAAAUUGUAAUAGAGAAACAUUAAUCUUGAGAGCGAAAGAGAGACUGUUAAACAGUAGCUUUA